AUGCCCAAAAAAGCAAGUAGUUUGAAAAAAUGGCGCCAAAGUAAUCGCAAAGUUAUUAUUGGACUUUGUGGAUUCUGUUUGGGCAUUUUUGGCGUGUUAUGUGGCAUGUUUUGGGAGCAAAUUUUCAACAGCAUAAUGGAAAAGGAAAUGACCCUACGACCCGACUCACAGGUCUACGACAAAUGGAAAACUCCACCAAUGGCUUUAAGUUUAGACGUUUACUUUUUUAAUUGGACAAAUCCAGAAGAUUUUAAAAAUCUCACUACGAAACCGAAUUUAGUGCAGUUGGGUCCAUAUCGAUUCACAGAGAAACAAGAUAAAGUCGAUAUAAAAUGGAAUCCGGAAAACGCUUCAGUGACAUAUAGAAAAAAGAGUGAUUUCUAUUUUGAUGAGGAGGGUAGCAAUGGAAGCUUAGAUGACACGAUAGUCACAUUGAAUGCUGUGGCGUUGUCCGCUGCCGGUAAGGCGAAACGUUGGGGCAAUGUGCGCCGCAAUUUAGUCGACGUGGGUUUGAAAUUAUAUGGUCAGGAACUGUCUAUAACUCGCACAGUCGAUGAAAUGCUCUUCACGGGCUAUAGUGAUGAUAUGUUGGAUAUGGCACGUGCCAUGCCACUAUUCGGCAAGGAUGUUGAAGUGCCAUUCGAUAAAUUUGGCUGGUUUUAUACGCGUAAUGGCAGCGCCGAUUUAACCGGUGUUUUCAAUGUUUAUACUGGCGCUGAUGACAUUUCAAAAAUCGGUCAAAUGCACCAUUGGAACUUUAAAGAGCACACUGGCUUCUUUCAAUCAACUUGUGGUUUAAUUAAUGGCUCAGCUGGUGAAUUCCAUCCACCAUAUAUGAAGGAGAAUGGUAGCGUUGCACUUUUCACGCCCGAUAUGUGUCGUACAGUGCCAUUGGAUUAUACAGAAACCGCAGAGAUUGAAGGCAUUCGUGGUUUCAAGUAUAGUGGUGGCGCGCGUUCCAUUGAUAACGGCACCCUCUAUCCCGAGAAUAGUUGUUUCUGUGGUGGUGAAUGUGUUCCUUCGGGGGUUAUGAAUAUUUCUUCGUGUCGUUUUGGUUCGCCCGUAUUCAUGUCAUAUCCACACUUCUACAAUGCUGAUCCAUACUAUGUGGAACAAGUCGAUGGCAUGACGCCGGAGCAGGAUAAGCAUGAAUUCUAUAUGGUGUUGGAACCACGCACAGGUGUUGCUUUGGAGGUAGCCGCGCGUUUUCAAGUCAAUAUGCUUGUUGAGCCGAUUAAUGGCAUAACUUUGUACGAGAAAGUGCCACGCGUCUUCUUCCCACUCAUCUGGUUCGAGCAGAAGGUACGCAUAACACCCGAACUAGCCGCCGAUUUAAAGAUGUUACCGCAAAUACUCAUAGGCGGACAAAUAUUCGCUUGCGUCUGCUUUGGCAUUGGUCUAAUAUUGCUCUGUUGGUAUCCCGUUGAAAUACUUUGCACACGUCAGAGUUCUGUCGAUCUCAAAACUAUGCCUACAACUGUUGAAAAUGGCAAGAAAACAAUGAAAUUCUCUAGUAUCGAGGAACUCAAAAGUCGACCAAUACCUAGUGUUGUUGUCAACAACAAAACGCUCGAUAGUUCACCACUAUUGGAUCGUACGAAUGGUAAGCCGGUAACGGUAGUGCCAAAAUCAGAGACAAAUGAGAGUGUUGCCACCACAACAACAGCCACAAAUUGUGGUGUCAUUAGUGACAAUGUAAAGGAAUAAUACCUUGGGUAUAAAUACGUAAUACAACUCAUUUUGGAAGCAACCAAAUUAUACGUCCUAUUGUAUGCCUUUUUUAUAGAAUGUAGUUAAGUGUUUUGUAAAUUCGGUAUAGUGUUGUAAGUACAAUUUUUGGCUUAGCAGCUGAAACUGUUAUUCCGUUUUGUAUUUAAAAAAUGCCGUUAGAAUAUUAAGUACAGUUAUAAAACAUACUAUUUACAAAUAAUAAAUGGAAUACUCCAGUUAACUAAUUGUAAUCUGUAACGUUGAGUGUAAAAGUAAAGUGAUCUGAGCAUAGCACUGCGAAAUGGUGCUAGCGCAGCAUUUUUUCUACGAGAAUCUCUCCUAGGACAAAAAGCGAUCUCUCUUUACGCUCUGCAGACCUAUGCAUGUCCCACUCAGCCUUACGAGAAACGUUCACUAUACAUAUAAAUACCUAUAUCGUAAUCUACACUUAAAAUAACAUGAACAAUAUAGAAUUUAAGUAUAUACUACUGAUAUAUCAUGACAUAAUAUAGUAUGAUAAUGUCAAAUGUUUUUUGUAAUAAUAUCAAUGGGCACUUGAUCGGCAUUAGUUGUAGUAAUAUUAGCAAGUAGUUAGUUUUUUAUACACAAAUUACACAACUUAGCAACAAAAACAAGAUGUGAUAAACCAAAUGUCCAGGAAAAAGAUGGCCUCAAUCAAAAUCAGAUAUUACUUAUCAUAAGUUUAUUAGAAUAUAUAAUAUGACACGGAGAACGCAUUGAAUAUUUCGAUCUAAGUAAUUUUGUAUUUUUAUAAAUGAUAAAAAACUAUUUUUAUACAUAAAAUUGUUCUGUUCAAAGUAAAAUGUAGUAAUAAAAUUCGUAAAAAAAUGCGGAAUGUUAACAGAAAAAAAAACAUAUAACAUGAAGACACUGCAAGAAAUUAUAUAAUUAAACAUUCCUUACUUAGUUCGAACUCUCAAUCUAUUAUAAGUAAAAUACAUGAAAUUAUAAUAAAGAAA
Molecule: messenger RNA, 2690 nt
Organism: Bactrocera latifrons
Lineage: Eukaryota; Metazoa; Arthropoda; Insecta; Diptera; Tephritidae
Product: protein croquemort-like
Exons: 6
Coding region: 1-1707 (568 amino acids)
Cellular component (GO): membrane; cytoplasm
Molecular function (GO): scavenger receptor activity
Source: RefSeq, a predicted model, not a curated record